AUGCGAGACAGAGAUGUCCGCGACCGAGACCCACGGGACAUUCGCGAUCGCAGAGAGCCAUACCCACCGAGACGACUCGACGACAGGCGGCCCGAGCGCCCAGAUUCACGCACCGAUAUACGUCCUGCUCGACCGGAAAGGAGGACACCCCCUCCUCAGAUACCAAAGACGAAGACUAUCAUCAAGAAGCGGAUGAAACCACGGCCAACACUCGACCCAGAACAUGCCAACUCGGACUCUGUGUACUACAGGAAGCCGGGGAAUGAGUCGGUUGUUGGAUCUGGUACUUAUGGAAAGGUGUUCAAGGGGAUACAUGUAUAUACGAAAGACCUGGUUGCGCUCAAGAAGAUCAGGAUGGAGGGUGAACGCGAUGGCUUUCCCGUCACCGCCAUUCGCGAGGUCAAGCUUUUGCAAUCUCUCAACCAUCCGAAUAUCGUCAAUCUCCGCGAGGUUAUGGUCGAGAAGAAUGAUUGCUACAUGGUUUUUGAGUACUUGUCGCACGAUCUCACGGGACUCUUGAAUCACCCGACUUUCAAGCUCGAGCAAGCACACAAGAAGGACCUGGCGAAGCAACUCUUUGAGGGUCUGGACUACCUCCACCGUCGUGGUGUUUUGCAUCGAGAUAUCAAAGCUGCGAACAUCCUAGUGUCGAACACGGGACAAUUGAAGUUGGCGGAUUUCGGUCUUGCACGAUUUUACGCAAAGAGCAGCAAACUGGAUUAUACCAAUCGUGUCAUCACUAUCUGGUACCGAUCACCUGAGCUUCUGCUGGGUGAAACACAGUAUGGUCCUGCGGUCGACAUUUGGUCGGCAGCUUGUGUGUUGGUGGAGAUUUUCACACGUCAUGCCAUAUUCCCUGGCAGCGGUGGAGAGAUCAGCCAGUUGGACAAGAUUUACAACGUUUUGGGUACACCGACCGUCCAAGACUGGCCAGGCAUCGUUGAUAUGCAGUGGUCUGAACUGCUACGGCCUACGGAGCGAAAGCAGUCUACAUUUGAGGAAAAGUACAAGGACCGGGUCAGUCCAAUGGCCUUUGAGCUUCUUCAAGCCAUGUUUCUCUUCGAUCCAAAUGCGCGACCCACCGCGGCUGAUGUGCUUGAACACCCAUUCUUCACCAGCGAGGCACCGCCACCAAAGCGUGCUGACGCACUGAAGGAAUUGGAGGGCGACUGGCAUGAAUUUGAAAGCAAGGCACUGCGAAAAGAAAAGGACAAGCAAGAGCAUGAAGCGCGGCGUGUUGCGCGAGAGGAGAAGGAUUUGGCAAGGAAAGAUGAGGGGAAACGACGCGCAGAGGCGGCUGCUGGAGAAGAGAGGGAUGCGAAGCGUGCAAAAAGCGGCGAUGUCACGGCGUAAUGCUAUUAAUAUCCGCAUAAUGUCAUUAAAGAGCGUGGACGAAGUUGGUGGCGUAAUCAAAAUGUCAGGUGCUUGUAAGUUCGGACCGUUUGGUAUCUAGGCUUAGACUUUGAUAUCUGCACUCUUGAAUGUAUUUGUACUGUUGCAA
This is a messenger RNA of Pyrenophora tritici-repentis Pt-1C-BFP, 1501 nucleotides long. RefSeq names its product SPS1, Serine-threonine protein kinase. The record is from RefSeq and is a predicted model, not a curated record. NCBI's taxonomy places the organism in Eukaryota, Fungi, Ascomycota, Dothideomycetes, Pleosporales, Pleosporaceae. Gene Ontology annotation, biological process: positive regulation of transcription elongation by RNA polymerase II; protein phosphorylation. Gene Ontology annotation, cellular component: cyclin/CDK positive transcription elongation factor complex; nucleus. Gene Ontology annotation, molecular function: ATP binding; RNA polymerase II CTD heptapeptide repeat kinase activity; cyclin binding.